AAAAACAGUUUCUUUUGAUUUUUAUCCUCCAAACCGUACACUAAUAAGAAGUAUAGUUCAUCUCCCGGAAUCUCGUUUCUUGGGACACCUUUUUCGCUGCCAUCGAGAUUUUGUUUUGCGCUCUUUUCUAUUAUUUAUACCAAUUUCUCCUGUUUUAUUUCAGGAUUUCUUUAAUAUAUUAAGCGGACUUUUAUGUCUCUAGCUACCAUAGAUAUGGAAGAAAUAUAAAAAGUUAAAAAGAAGAGAGGGGUCCGAGUCCAAUUAUCACCAUGAAUAGAUGAGGAAGGAUUCUUUUGUUUAACGGAGUCCUCAUAAAAAACCCCAGGGAAUUUCGGGACAUUGCCUUUGGGUUACAUAGGGUGAAAUGUUUUGGAAUCGGUAAGUGUCAAUGAUGGGGAGCUUGAGUGAAGAAGAUGAUCAAUUUUUUGACACCCGUGAGGACAUGUCCACUAUGUCUGAUUCGGGCUCCAAUAGUCCAGAACAUAUGGAUUCUGACCUUGGAGUCGAUAACAUCUUGCCCAUUGGUUUUGGAUAUGAAAUUUGGAUUAAGAAUCCAAGUAGCAUUCAAGAACGGCGUGAUAAAUUACUAAAAUGGAUGGGUAUAUGUGCAGAUCAAACGGGUAGGGAAAAUUCUGGAAAUGGUAUUACUUCUUGUAACGUAGUUGAAGUGGAGAUUGAUAGACACGCUAAAAAAAGUGACGCAGUACUUGGAUCAUCCAGUUUUGAUGAUGGGUUGUCAUGGAGUCUGUCUUCAAUGUCAUGCUGGUCAGGUGAUGACAGGGAAUUGUUCGGUGGGGCAACAGAAGAGAAUUUCGUAUGUCAAAUUAGGAAUUUGGAUGACGGGAGUGAAUUCAUUGUGGAUGAAAUUGGGCAGGAUGGUAUGCUUGGGAGUCUUCGUGAAGCAGGUUCAAAUCGAUUAAUUACUGUGGAGGAGUUUGAAAGGAAUCUUGGUUUAUCCCCCUUAGUUCAGCAAGUAAUGCAGAAGGAUGUUGAAGAUGUGGAGAACCUGGGAGCAGCAAGAAAGCAGGUAAUGAAGGGGUGGUGGAGGCGACUAGGUUCUGUAGCCUGCAUUGUGGAUGGAAGUAUGAUAGCAAAUGAUUCCCAUUCAAUUUCCAGGGCAAGGACUCAAAAAGUUAGGGUUCGAUCUCACAGGAAGCGAUCAAAGGAAUUAUCAGCUCUUUACAUUGGACAAGAUAUACAGGCCCAUCAGGGUUCAAUCUUAACAAUGAAAUUUAGUUCCAACGGUCAAUUCCUAGCAAGUGGUGGUGAAGAUGGCAUAGUUCGUGUGUGGCAAGUGGUGGAGUCAGAGAGAUCAGGGAAUUUUGACGCUGCUGAUUGCGAUGCUUCAUGUGUGUACUUCACCAUGAAUAACCUUUCUGAAUUUGUUCCUGUUUGCACGGAUAAAGAGAGUGAGGGUAAAUUGAAGGGUGUAAGGAAAACAUCAAACUCGGCUUGUGCCAUUUUUCCUCAGAAAGUUUUUCAAAUAUUGGAGAGACCGAUCCAUGAGUUCCUUGGACAUUGUGGUGAGGUCCUAGAUCUCUCAUGGUCAAGGAAUAAGUAUCUCUUAUCAUCCUCUGUUGAUAAAACUGUUCGCUUGUGGCAAGUGGGAUGUGACCAGUGUCUCGAAGUAUUUUUCCACAAUAAUUAUGUCUCAUGUGUUCAGUUUAAUCCUGUGGAUGAUAAUUACUUCAUUAGCGGUUCCAUAGAUGGGAAAGUACGUCUAUGGGCAAUUCCUGGUUGCCAGGUUGUUGAUUGGACUGACAUCACUGAAAUAGUCACAGCUAUUUGUUUUCGUCCUGAUGGGAUGGGUGUAGUUGUUGGCUCCAUGAGUGACACCUGUCGAUUUUAUGAUGCGUCAGAUGAUUGCCUACAACUUUAUGCUCAGGUAUGCUUACAAAGUAAGAAAAAGUCUCCACUAAAGAGGAUAACUAGCAUGCAGUUUUCUCCUGGCGACUCAACUAAAAUGAUGGUCACUUCCGCUGAUUCACAAGUCCGAAUUCUUCAUAGAAUAGAUACGAUCUGCCAGUUCAGAGGCCUGCAGAACACUGGGAGUCAGAUAUCAGCAUCAUUCACCUCAGAUGGGAAGCAUGCUAUCUCAGCAAGUGAUGACUCUAAUGUCUAUAUGUGGAAUUAUGAUAGUCAUGAUAGGCCUGUGCCCCAAACUAAGAAAAAUUGGUCAUGUGAGCAUUUUUUCUCAAAUAAUGUGUCUGUUGCCAUUCCCUGGUGUGGUAUUACAUGUGGGAACAAUAUUUUCUCAAGCCUAUCAGGAGCAUCUGCCUUUUUUGGAGUUCCAGAUAACCUUUGGGAAUGCAGUGAGAAAAGGCCACCGCAAUCUGAGUUGGGUGAGAGCUCUCAAUGCAAAUUACCAUUAUCUUCUCAUGAACAUUUUCCAUUGAACCACAGAAAACAAUUUUCAAAGUCUUUGCCCAAGGGCUCUGCAACCUGGCCUGAGGAAAAGCUUGUCUUACCAAGCUCAAUGAUUGUAUCGUCUGCAAUGGGUAAAUCCCAGUACAAGUUUCUUAAGACAUCUUUACAAAGCACACAUGGUUUCCCCCAUGCAUGGGGCCUGGUUAUUACAACUGCUGGUUGGGAUGGAAGGAUCAGAUCAUUCCAGAACUAUGGAUUACCAAUUUUCCUUUAGACCUGUUCAGGCUGACGCAUUUAUUGGUGAAAUGUGGGAUCAGCUCAUACCACAUGCAGUCUUGUCAAUCCAGAAAUGAUGCCAAAAGGUCUUAACUUCAACUACUUUUUUCACUCUUUAAACUGGUUUUGAGCUUCAAUCCCCAGCCAGAGCAAGUCCUGGAUGGAAAAGGUAUAAUAUAUAUUUAUGAGCUUUAUGUAUACCAUGUUAUAGGCUAUCUUGGUUCUUUGGCAAGAGGUUAAUGGACACUUAUUGCAGUGUUACAACCGAGCCAAAUGUUUAUUUGUAGUGUAAUUAGGCUCAUGUUAACAAAUUGCUACUUUGACCCCAGUGGAAAUAACAUUGGUGGUGUAAAUGUGGUUAUACCAUUCUUUGAUUUGCUUAUGUAGAAACAGUCCCGUCUGCCAAUCUCAACAGAAGGAAAGGAUCAUGUCCCGGCUAAAUUUAGAUGGUCAUUGAUUUAAAAAUGGAGAUGGUUUGUAGGGGCUUUUGCAUAUGAUUUAUUAGAAAAUGAAAAUAUAUGACGAAAAAUAAAAGCAGGAACAGGGAUGUUUUCCUCAUUAUAUG
This is a messenger RNA of Mangifera indica (mango), 3208 nucleotides long. RefSeq lists its product as uncharacterized. Bases 389 to 2641 code for a protein of 750 amino acids. NCBI's taxonomy places the organism in Eukaryota, Viridiplantae, Streptophyta, Magnoliopsida, Sapindales, Anacardiaceae. The record is from RefSeq and is a predicted model, not a curated record. Gene Ontology annotation, molecular function: protein binding. The transcript is spliced from 8 exons.